ACAUCCUCCACGAGGGGGACACUCCGCCGGGGAGAGACUACAUCCUCCACGAGGGGGACACUCCGCCGGGGAGAGACUACAUCCUCCACGAGGGGGACACUCCAUGCUCCCUAAUGGGCGCGCUCCUCGUGUAACAGGGGAGGACAUUCCACCAAGGGGGAGACUCCUUUCUGCAUGAGGGAAACACUACAUCCUCCACCCCUGAAGAAUCAAAAAAAUUCUUCAAACGUAGUGAACUUGCCAAGAAGGAAGAAGAGACGUAUUUGGAAAGAUGUGGCUACAAGGUGCAAACAAAAACAAAUGAUGAAGAUGCUGCUGCUUCAAACCCGGCGCUUGAACUGGAGCUUGCAGAAGAGAAGUUACCAAUGACCCUUUCCAGGCAAGAGGUUAUCCGAAGGCUACGUGAAAGAGGAGAACCAAUUCGAUUGUUUGCUGAAACAGACUAUGAGGCCUUUCAACGUCUUCGAAAAAUAGAAAUCUUAACUCCUGAAAUUAAUAAGGGUUUGAGAAAUGACUUGAAAGCUGCUAUGGAUAAGAUAGACCAGCAGUAUUUAAACGAAAUUGUCGCUGGUCAGGAACAUGGUGAAGAGGAAGGACAGAAUGACCUGAAAGUUCAUGAAGAAAAUACAACGAUUGAGGAGCUGGAGGCCUUGGGUGAGUCUUUGGGCCACGGUGAUGACUGUAAAGACAUGGAUACCAUAACCAAAGUUCUAAGGUUUCUUCUUGAUGUUUGGGCAAAAGACCUGAAUGCCAGGGAGGAUUAUUUAAAGUGCAGUGUUCAGGGUAAACUUGCUGGAGCCACCCACAAGCAGACUGAAUCUUACUUGAAACCUCUCUUCAGGAAACUUCGGAAGAAGACCCUGUCCCAGGACAUCAAAGAAUCCAUUACAGAUAUCAUCAAAUUCAUGUUACAAAGGGAAUACGUUAAGGCAAAUGAUGCUUACCUUCAGAUGGCCAUUGGCAAUGCUCCAUGGCCUAUUGGAGUUACCAUGGUUGGAAUCCAUGCCCGUACAGGUCGUGAAAAAAUCUUUUCCAAACACGUGGCACAUGUAUUGAAUGAUGAAACACAGCGGAAAUACAUCCAGGGCUUGAAACGGUUGAUGACCAUCUGCCAAAAGCAUUUUCCAACAGACCCAUCAAAGUGUGUGGAGUACAAUGCACUUUAACUAGCUAGCUUUUGAAUGGAACAUUUUCUAUAUUAUUCCUGGAUUGAGCUGUUAAGAGUCAAGCCUAUCAGGAGCUUCAAAGAAGAAUUUGUGGGGACUGUGCAAGUACUUCAAACAUCAAUGAAAUGUUCUUCAGAAAAGCACAAGCAUUAAAGCUGUAUGACCCCACAGUUGUGUUUGCUUAGUAUUAAGUAACUUAUAAGCAUCUGCAUCCAAUUGUUUUUAAUUACCCUUCUGGUAAUUCAAACCCAUUUUUUUGAUAAUUAAGUCUCGUGAAUAGAAAUAUGCUCAGUCUUUGGGAAAAUACUUUGAAUUCAAGGUUGUGUUCACACAGUACUUUUAAAUAAAAUGUAGGGCUAUUGAAUAUUUUCUGUCAUUGCUUUGGUGGUUUUGUCUGAAUCAUCUGUAAAUUAUUGUAACCUGAUUUCUGAACUUGGUGUAGUUUCAGCCAUUCUUACUGGCCAUUAAUUCAUGAGAAUUACAUUGUAUGUUUUGCCCAGGUACUUGUCGUUUUCGUGAAACCGACAAAUAAUUGCAUUUUCUUUAGCAGUUGAAGGUACUAUUGACCUACAUUUGUUGUGCAUCAUAAUUGUGAACCAUUCCAUGUUACAUCCAAAUGCAUUUGAGGCAGUCUGCCCAUCCUAAAUGUGAAUUGGUAUUUUGGACAUUCUUCAAGCUGCUCUUAGACCAAAUCAUCUUGCUUGUGUUAUCAUGUCAUGCUUUUGUUCUUUGUGUCAAGUUUGUUUUCGGAGGCCCUCAUGGACUUGCUGCAAUAACAAGACACUCAGCUAUUUAGAAAAACACAAAUCCUUUUAUUACCAAGCAAGUAUAAGCUGUGGAGAAUCACUAUACUUAACCCGGCACAGAGUGCAGAGUCUCACAAGUAAUUCUCCCCGAGCAGGGGACGGUCCCCGCUUUUUAUACUUUAUAAAAGACAUGAUACAUAAAACAAUUUCACAAUUUACAAUGACAUGAUACAUUAAACAAUUACUACAACAGACAGACAGGAUACCAAACAACUAUUACAUCAGAGGCGGCAUGGUGGCUCAGUGGUUAGCACUGCAGCCUCACAGCGCCAGGGACCCGGGUUCAAUUCCAGCCUUGGGCGACUGUGUGGAGUUUGCACGUUCUCCCCGUGUCUACGUGGGUUUCCUCCGGGUGCUCCGGUUUCCUCCCAUAGUCCAAAGAUGUGCAGGUUAGGUGAAUUACCCAUAGUGUUCAGGGGUGUGUGGGUUAUAGGGGGAUAGGUCUGGGAUGCUUCAAGGGGUGAUGUGGACUUGUUGGGCCAAAGGGCCUGUUUCCACACUGUAGGGAAUUUAAUCUAAUAAGAACAUAAAAGACCAGGAUAUAGUAUCUCUCUGAUGAAGGGCCUAGGCCCGAAACAUCAUCUUUUGUGCUCCUGAGAUGCUGCUUGGCCUGCUGUGUUCAUCCAGCCUCACAUUUAUUAUCUUGGAAUUCUCCAGCAUCUGCAGUUCCCAUUAUCUCUAGGAUAUAGUAUCGAUUGCUAGUGAAGUGGCUGCUAAUGGCAGGAGGCAAUUUCAAGUUGUUAUCGGGACAGAUUGUGAUUUCAAGUUGCCGGUGUGUCUGGCUAGAACAAAGUCAGCGCCCUGGCCCCUUUGUCAGCAACAGAAGCUACAUGCUUUAGAGGUCUCACAGCUUUACAAAUGUUCCCCACCUAAUCCUAUUUGAAACAGUUUAAUUCUAAUUUUAUUCAGUCAGGAAGCUUAAGACAGUGUCUGCAUACCAAUGUGUGGGAAGCUGAGUUACAAAAGCCUUACACUGAAUUCCUAGCUGGGCAGGAAGCUUCAGGGCAGUGCCUGCAUACCUAUGUAUAGGUAGAUAAAAGACUUUAAUUUAUAGAAGUAUGGAAAUCGAUGGGAUGUUAUCACAUUAACAUCUCACUUGCGUCACUUUAGGCUGCAGAGUUUAAAUUGUUUUUGUUUUGUAAAAAUACUGUGUAAAUGCUUCUGUGUUCAUGCUGUCUCAUCUUGCUUGUAACUUAAUGACUGAAACCUGAUGCUGUAAAUAAGGACUUUCUCUUGGAUAUCGUUUUGAUAUCUCGAGUAUUGUAUAUACCUGUAAUGGUUAAGCUUGCAAUAAAUGCUCCUUUUAAAUUUU
Stegostoma tigrinum is the source of this 3284-nucleotide messenger RNA. RefSeq names its product PRP18 pre-mRNA processing factor 18 homolog (yeast) (gene prpf18). The record is from RefSeq and is a predicted model, not a curated record. Gene Ontology annotation, biological process: generation of catalytic spliceosome for second transesterification step; RNA splicing. Lineage: Eukaryota; Metazoa; Chordata; Chondrichthyes; Orectolobiformes; Stegostomatidae. Gene Ontology annotation, cellular component: U2-type post-spliceosomal complex; U5 snRNP; U4/U6 x U5 tri-snRNP complex. The transcript is spliced from 10 exons. Bases 366 to 1166 code for a protein of 266 amino acids.